AUGUCCGACCAAUCCCCCGCCUCAGUAACUCCACCCCCCGCACCGUCCGACCCCCCCAAAAUCCCCUCCUCAACUUCUACCGACGACUUACCCGUGGCCCUAUCCGCCUCACUAGUCCUAACCUCCCUCCCACGCGACGGCAAGAUUGCGCUGGACAAAGCCCUACACCCACGCCCCACAAAGAUCAACAUCCGCUUCAAGCCCAUCGGCUCCGCUCCUGCACUCGACAAGGCAGUGUACAAGAUCAAGACCAGUCAACGGUUUGAGAACGUGGUCAAGUUUCUCCGCGAUAGUUUGGGGCUUAGGAACUCAGAGGGGAUUUUUUUGUACGUCAAUUCGACAUUUGCGCCGGGAGGGGAUGAGAAUGUGGGGAAUCUGUGGAAUUGUUUUCGGGUGGAUGAUCAAUUGAUUGUUUCGUAUGCUAUGAAUCGGCUUUUGGGUGAAUUGGAAUGGGGUAUUAUGGCUUGUGGGUAGGAUGGAGAUUGGAUAAAAAUAAAGUUUGUUGAACUCCA
Tuber melanosporum (Perigord truffle) is the source of this 512-nucleotide messenger RNA. RefSeq lists its product as uncharacterized. Gene Ontology annotation, biological process: autophagosome assembly; nucleophagy; autophagy of mitochondrion. Gene Ontology annotation, cellular component: cytoplasm; phagophore assembly site membrane; Atg12-Atg5-Atg16 complex. The record is from RefSeq and is a predicted model, not a curated record. The coding region runs from base 1 to 474 and encodes 157 amino acids. NCBI's taxonomy places the organism in Eukaryota, Fungi, Ascomycota, Pezizomycetes, Pezizales, Tuberaceae. The transcript has 2 exons.